Messenger RNA from Didymodactylos carnosus, 984 nucleotides. NCBI's taxonomy places the organism in Eukaryota, Metazoa, Rotifera, Eurotatoria, Philodinida, Philodinidae. The record is from the annotation of a GenBank genome assembly.
AUGGAAUUCGAGAAGCUUCAUCAUUUGAAAUCACGAUAUCCGCUGGUGAAAAUUGUGCUAGAUCGUUAUUCUUGUGAUUUGUCUGAGUCGGUGAAAGAUGAUGAUCGAACUGAAGAACUUAAGAAAGAACUAAUGAAACUGUAUACUGAAAAUUUUAAUGUGACAUAUUCGGAGUGGCAAAAGAGGAAUUUGUCCAACUGUGCUGCUCCUGUAUCUACGAAAGUAACUCUAACACAUACAAUACAGAAAUUUCUGAAAAAAUUCAUUUCUGAAGUUGAUACAUUGGCCAGUCAUAUUCACAGAAUUCGUGAACAAUUUCGUGCAGCAAAGAUGUCUAAAGAAGAAGCAAAAGUGGAAGAUGUCAUUGCCACAAUUCAGCUGGACUGGAGAGCAUUUUAUUUCGAACAACAUGUCGCUCUUCAAAUUGGUUAUGUUUGGCUAAAAGAUGGCUCGUUUAGUUUCGGCUGUUUAUCCGAUGAUACAAAUCAUAUGGCUGAGGCGGCAUGGGCCGGUAUUCAACCACUUCUGAAUCAUUUAGUUGAUGAAAAAGAAAUUUCAAUCAUCAAUAUCAUUUCCGAUUCACCCAUAUCUCAGUACAGAAACAAAACUAUGUUUUAUCUGAUUAAGAAAUUUGCUGCCAAACAGAAAAUCAAAAUUAAAUGGAUCUAUUUUGAAGCGGGACAUGGUAAAGGAGUGGCUGAUUCAAUUGGUGCCACACUGAAAAGGAAGAUGGACGAAGCGAUCAAUUAUAAUCCUGAUGAUUCGUUUUCUAGUGUAUCUGAUCUUAUCGAUGCCAUUGAAGACAGGACUGAUAUCAAACUAUAUCUUUAUGGAAAAUCUGAUGUUGAAAAGGUGAAAUUACCGAAACUGUCAACAAUCAAAGGCACUGUUACUCUACACGAAGUGGUAGCAACAAGCGAUGGGAAAUUCUAUGGCAAAGAUUUAUCAAGCGAUAAGGAAAGCUUGUUGGCAGUGAAAUUUUAA